Messenger RNA from Sardina pilchardus (European sardine), 5023 nucleotides. It is a transcript of the gene ttll4, whose product is annotated as tubulin tyrosine ligase-like family, member 4. Bases 250 to 3798 code for a protein of 1182 amino acids. NCBI's taxonomy places the organism in Eukaryota, Metazoa, Chordata, Actinopteri, Clupeiformes, Clupeidae. Gene Ontology annotation, biological process: microtubule cytoskeleton organization; protein polyglutamylation. Gene Ontology annotation, cellular component: cilium. The record is from RefSeq and is a predicted model, not a curated record. The transcript is spliced from 19 exons. Gene Ontology annotation, molecular function: tubulin binding; tubulin-glutamic acid ligase activity.
UCCAAAGCGCGCUUGGAAGGGGGAUCUGCCUUUUGGCCGCGCGGUGUAUUGUUGCUAGGAAGCAGCCCCAGCGAGGCUACCAGACAGUGAAAGAUCAAGAGGUUGUCGCAUGGGUUAUUUUAUUUAGAGGUCCUGUUUUUGCGAGGCCAGCGUCGACAUCAGGUGAAGACGGGUCUCCUCCCCCUGCUUUCAAGUUGUCAUUUAUGUGUGCGCCAAGGUUAGUGCCAUCUAGGUGUGCCAUGGCCAUUCAUGGCCACCCAUGGAGCUGAAGACCCCAGGAGACCACUCCGGCGCAGUCGCAGACUCUCCCUCCCGCAGCCCGGUCUGACCAUCCACGCCCAGUCCGCCGUGGUGCAUGCCCCCUCCGCGGCCCGUGCCCUGCCCGCCUGCCCCCUCCAUAAGAACCUCCAAGCCCGGCCUGCGGCGUUGACCCCGAUCUCUCCGAGUGCGCCCCAUGAGCCGCACCCCUCGUGUCUCUCAGGUAUCCCCCCGAGCUGCGCUCUUCCGUCCUCGCCCGGUCCCGUCGUCGCGCCCCGACCCCUCUGCACGCGCAGUGCCAGCGCAGGUGCCCGCCGCUGCUCCCUCCGCAGUGCCAGGUAUGCGAGCGUCGCACCCGCAGGCGUGUCCAAGGGCCCGGUCUCGCUCCAGUCUAGUGCCUCCUCAUCCCCUCCCUCCUCCUCCUCCUCCUCCUCCUCCUCAUCCUCUUCCUCAUCCUCUUCCGCUUCAUCUCUCCUCCUCUCGUCGCAGUGCCACGGUCUGUGCCUGCUGGAAGCCCAGCGUUCCCCCUGCCAGCUGGACCCUCUGAGGUUCGGAUCGGGCCUGCUGGGUAAACGAGCCUCCUCCCCGCAACUCUCCAUCUACCCCACCUGCCCCUCCCCACCGAAGGCGUCCGCGUCUGCCGCUCACCGCGGGGUAGUUGUGGUGGUGAACGGCGCCGACAAGACCAACAUGCCCACCAACCAGUCGUCUCCGUGGAGCGGUGCCCAGCUCAGGGAUAAGGGCAGUAUGGUGAACGGCCUGACGACGCAGCUCCCCGACAGCGCCGCAGUGCCUUCCUCCCAUGCUCGCGCCCGCACGGCGCACAGCGACCCCCCGCAGAAGCUGCCCUGCUGCCCUCCGUCGAACCGCUGCCAAGGUGACGGGCGGACGGAGGCGAAGAAGGUCGCGACCUCGCCUGCCGCCGUGCCUUCGCAGGAGAAGAGCGGGAACGACGUACCUCUCGGCCAUGACCACGUUCAGAGCGAGGGCCCUCCUCCGUCUCCUCUUCCUCCUCCCUCUAGGCCCGUGACCCUGCGGGCCCCUAAGGCCAGGUCGGAGGUCAAGCUGACGGCGGCCGUGCGCAAGCUGGUGAGGACCAGCAGCGCGCACCUCAGCCGGACGCUCAACGGCUACGGCGCCACCGCCCGCUCCACCGGCGCCUUGGCGACCGCCGGCGUGGCGUCCAGGAGGUCACCGCUCCGCAGCCUUACCCAAAGGGAGGGGGGUCCCGGUGGCGCUGUGGUACUGCCCGCUGAGAACCCCGGCAGUGCCCCCUCGCCCUCCUCUGCCCACCACUGUGCCAUUCCAGGGGAGACGGCUGCUCCUGGGUCGCCACUCCAGACGGCGCCCUCUGUUUACUCCGUCACCUCUGACCUCUCCGCCAUACACCUGACCAGGGAGGGCGGCGCCCAGGCUCCUACGGACAACGACUGCCCCGGGCCGAGCUCCCCGAUGGGGCCGGGCGCCGCUGGGGGUCCGUCUGAGAUGGAGCCCAAAAGCCAGGAGACUGUUUCCAUGCUACAAGACGGGGAGGAGGAGGAGGAGGACCUCGCUGAUGAGCAGGAGAACAACUGCAGUGGGGAUGACAACGACGGGUCCGACUCCUGCUCCAUGAACACUGAUGGUGCGUUAGACACUCCCGAGGAGGCUCUGAGUGUGGAGGAGCCGAUGUCCACGGAGGUGGAGGAUGAGCGAUUGGAGCGGCCAGCCCUGGUCCCGAGCCUGUUCCCCCUCAUGCCCCCAACACUCUACUUCAGCACAGCCAACGAGAGAGUGGAGCUAUUGCCUGUGGAGCAGAGGAAGCUGCUGAAAUGGAGAAUGAGCUCAGUCACCCCCAACGUGGUCAAACACACCAUCACCAGGUCCCACUUUAAAGUCACCAAGAAGAACGAUGAUUGGCUUGGCUGUUGGGGUCAUCACAUGAAGUCUCUAGGGUUCAAGACCAUCAGAGAGUACCAGAAGUUGAAUCACUUCCCAGGCUCCUUCCAGAUCGGACGAAAGGACCGCCUGUGGCGCAACCUGUCCAAGAUGCAGGCGCGCUUCGGCAAGCGGGAGUUCAACUUUUUCCCACGAUCCUUUGUGCUCCCGCAAGACAUCAAGCUGCUGCGCAAGGCCUGGGAGGACGGAGGCGGACGCCAGAAAUGGAUCAUCAAACCGCCUGCAUCUGCCAGGGGAAUCGGGAUCCAGGUUAUUCACAAGUGGAAUCAGAUGCCUCGCAAGCGCCCUCUACUGGUACAAAAGUACAUUCACAAGCCUUACCUGAUCAGCGGGAACAAGUUUGACCUGCGCAUCUACGUGUACGUCACCUCCUACGACCCACUCCGCAUCUACAUCUACAACGACGGCCUGGUGCGCUUUGCCAGCUGCAAGUACUCGUCCUCCAUGAAGAGCCUGGGCAACAAGUUCAUGCACCUCACCAACUACAGUGUCAACAAGAAGAACUCCGAGUACCAGAGCAACAGCGACGACAAGGCCUGCCAGGGCCACAAGUGGGCUUUGAAGGCCCUGUGGCAAUACCUGGGCACCAAGGGAGUCAACACCACUGUCAUCUGGGAGAAGAUCAAAGAUAUAGUCAUCAAAACCAUCAUUGCGUCAGAGUCGUACAUCAACACCCUGGUGAAGAUGCACCUGCGAUCCCCCUACAGCUGCCAUGAGCUGUUUGGCUUUGACAUCAUGCUGGAUGAGAAGCUGAAGCCCUGGGUUCUGGAAGUCAACAUCUCACCAAGCCUGCACUCCAACACUGCGCUGGACGUGGCCAUUAAGGGCCAGAUGAUCCGUGACGUGCUGAACCUCGCCGGCUUCGUGCUGCCGCAGAGAGACGAGCUGCAGCCCACCGCCUCCAGCAGCGCCAGCGCCAGCAGCUCCACCAGCAGUCUUUGUGCAGGAGGCCGAGAACGCUGCAAGCCAGAGUUGUCUACCGACGAGAGAGUCAAGAGAGCCUUCUACUUAAGUCAGCGCUUCGCCGACCAGGAGUUCUUCUCGUCGGUGCUGGAUGUGCUGACCCCUGACGACGUGCGUGUGCUUGCGGAGUCGGAGGACGAGCUGACGCGGCAGGGCGAGUUCCAGCGCGUGUUCCCCUGCGCCACCUCCGCCCGCUACCUGCGCUUCUUCGAGCACCCCCGCUACCUCAACAUCCUGCUCAACCAGUGGGAGCAGAAGCACUGGCAGCACAGGAGCAAAGGCAUUGACCUGCUGAGGAAUCUUUGUCAGAAGGGAGUUCACCUGGGCAACCUGUCUGACACAGUCCAUCAUUGGUCUUCAAAGUCCUACACUGGACAUGUGCGGACCGAUUUGAACAGUAACCCUUCCACCAAGCCAGAGCUGACAAGGUCUAGUGUGCAGGUGACCCUGAGUGUGCCUUCCCUCUCCCUCGGCGGCUGUGGAGACGAGGAGGUCCAGUCCAGCGUCACCUGCAGCCUGCCGGACAUCAGCACGUUGGGCUCGUCCAGUGCCAGCGCCACGCCCACCCCGAGCCCGAGUCCCACCCUCACCCCCUGCUCCAGCUCCAGCAGCUGCCACCACCCUGCAGACUACAUGUGAGGUGUGGGGGGUGUGUGUAGGGAUGUGUGUGUGUGUGUGUGUGUAAGGGUGUGUGUCAGGGUGUGUGCGUGUGUGUGUGUGUGUGUGUGUGUGUGUGUGUGUGGAGGUAGUGGUAGUGGUGUUGAGGAGGAGAGAGCAGUGUCAGGGUUACGGGCAGGGCAACCCACUGCAGUGUCAAAUACAGCACAGCCACCGGGGGGUGCUAGGAGUGAAGCCUUACCUCCUCACUUCGUGCUGCUCUCUCUGAUAUGACAUCAGCAGCGACUCAGGGGCUUCCCAGCAACCACGAGUCGCCAACUGACCAAUAUGGGCACAGAGAACAGAAAAUACGCAUGCACACUCUCGGGAGACUGUUAAGGGGUGUGUGCCUGGUGUGUGUGUGUGUGUGUGUGUGUGUGUGUGUGUGAGCUUUUUGCAGUGGAGGUACAAGCACAGUCCUCCACUCAGAGGGAGGGAUUUUGAGUUGUCGUCCACCCCCUUCCCGUCGCCCUAUACAGUCGUGCCUUGGCUGCUAGGAGACGAGGAGGAGGAGGAGGAGGAGGAGGAGGAGGAGGAGGAGGAAGAUGAGGUGUGAACAGAGACAGACAGUCAUAGGUUUACAGCCUUGAUGAAAUUACAGGCCAAAUCUCAAGUCUUUUUAGAUGCCUUUUGUAUUACACCAUACUACAAAAACCUCAAGAGCUAUCACUGAAGGCUUUGCCAUCUCUUCUCGGUAGUCGUUAGAGAUUAAAUCUGGUGUGAGUGUGUUGGGGUGUGUGUGUGUGUGUGUGUGUGUGUGUGCGCGCGUGUUUGAGGAAGGGGGGGGGGCGGUAGUAGCGUGUCUGGAACAGGCAUACAUAUAGAUAUGCAAAGCCUGUCAUUGGUGGAAAUCCGAGCACACCUCCACCAACUGCCAUGUCUUACAGUAGCAUGAGCCAAUCAGAUUCCUCUCUGUGGUUUGUUUACAUUGGAGGUCCGCCCCUCUUCCCGGGGUCUGGAUCCCUGCGGCCAUGUUGGCGUCUCUUUCUUAAAAACAUGCUAAAUGCUUAUAUCUUGUAUUUUUUUCCCUGUUGGGAAAAGGAAAUGACUUAAUAAGAAUUCAAUAAGUAAUAAAUACACUUUUAAGAAUUGCAGUAUGGCUUUUUAUCGUUUUCUUUUUUAUCAUAAAGAAAUUGCAGUUUUCUUAUGAAACUAGAUUGCUGCUACGUUGUAGAGUUUUCACAUUAAAAUUGGUUUUUGAAAACCA